GUUAGUGUGAAGUGAAAUAAAGCUACGCAGAUGUCAUGAAGGGAAGAAAUACUUUGGAGCUGGGCUAACUUCAGAAGUUCCUUGAUUAAAAUAAGCCACUUUAAAGGCCCCAAACCACUAACCUCAUGGUUUUACAGAGGUCUUUAAUGUGAAAUGGGCCUGAGUCACUCUAAGUCUCACCCAAGGGUGACCAAGGUAGUACCUUUGCAAAACAAAGAGGAAGAGACUCCCUUGGGUGGCCCUGUGGAUUUUGCAUUCACUCAGAAUCUGGAAGAAAACAGUUUAUACUCAUUUGCAAGACUGCAGGACCGGAAUAAAGCUUUAGAAGGGCAGUUGCCACCUCUACGAGAGACCUGGUAUGGAAGAUAUUCUGAAGGGCCAAGGGCCAUGUAUUUUGACUUCCCACUGGAACAGCAAGAAACAAGUAUUAUUAAAAGGCAUCCACCCCGAAGACUUCAAAAACUUGAACCCAUUGACCUGCCACAAGUAAUUACUUCUGAAAGGCUCCUGAACCAGCAAGAAGCCAGGAGGACUCACAAAGCAAAGCAGGAACUGGAAAAGAAGAUGCAGACUCUAAUGUAUCCUUCUGGGAAAAGACAAUAUUUACAUAAGAUGCAAAUGCUGGAAAUGAACCGGAAAAGACAAGAGGCCCAAGUUGAACUGAAGGAAAGUCUUCACAAGGAGGCAAGAACUAAUAAGCAGAAACAGAGGGACCAUAAAGCCAAGAAAAUCCUUCAAAGCAUCCCAAGAAAUGAUGGUGGUGACUUUCUAACCUUGUUGCCUGAUGAAACCUUGAACAGAAGUCUAGGAAGUACACAGAAUGCGGAAUUUCUGGAACAUCAAGCAAGGAAUGACCACUGUCCCAGGAAAAUUGGCAAAAUGGAAAUAUGGCUCCGUGAACAGGAGGCCCAUGGAGAGCUUCUCUGGGACAGCUCCAGCUCUGACUCAGAUGAGUCGGGGAAAGUAGAGAAAAAAAAAAGAGCACUGGUGAGGACCAGGACAGAAAGAAUCCAACAUUUUGAUGAGUUUUUUGAUUAAGAAUAAUAAUAGUUAAUACUAUUCACUAAUCUAGUUACUGAAUGUAUUGGAAGCUUUCUUUCCUUUAAAAAUUCCUCAAGGUAGUAUAUGAACUAUUCUGAGGACACCAAUUCACUUUCUUUUCAUUUGAAAUCCUAAGAUUAAAGGUGUGAGAUAUAUUGUUAGUGUAUUAGUACCAUAUAACCCACUGCCUCAAAACUUAGGGACUUAACUAGCAGCCACGUAUUGUCCCACUUUUCUGUGGGUUGCUGGGCUCGGUUGGGUGGUUCUACUGUUGGUCUCCUUUGAAGCCUUUCACACCAUGGAAGCUGGAUGGCAGGUAGGACUGGAGUCAUCUGGAAACUCAAGAAGGACACUGACACAGCUGGAGUUCGCCCCCACUCUGUAUCAUCCCAGAGCCUCUUUACAUGGAUUUCCCGAGUGCCCUUAAAAGGGUAGUGAAUUUGCUCUUAUGUCAGCCCAGGGCUCCCAAAAGCAGAUGUUCCCAGAGGAGGGAGAGAAAGCUACCACUCUUAACUCUAAUCCAAUCAUGAACCCCACACUCUGUUGACUACUAUAAGUCAUAGACCAGGUCACAGGCAACGAAAAAGGGGCUAUGCAGAGCAGCAAUUUCAAAGUCUAUUGGGGUCUACCUACUGGGGUCUUUCAGGUCUAUUGGGGUACACCUUUUAGACAUGGCACUCCACCAUAUCUUUAAAAGCAAAUCAUAUCUUCUAAAACAAACAGAUGACAGAGUAGAUUUAAUAGAAAUAAAAAUGACUUUCUAAAGAAAAUCACAGGAUGCUGCAUUAGACACUAGCUCAUUUAAGUCACUUUCUUUUGAGUUAUAAACUUUUUAUCUCAGAACAAAGAGGCUAUAGGAAAAAUGUAAAGUUAUGAAAUUAGAUGCUUGCUCCUUGGAAAGAAAAGCUAUGACAAACUGAGACAGCAUAUUAAAAA
Capra hircus (goat) is the source of this 1977-nucleotide messenger RNA. It is a transcript of the gene CCDC198, whose product is annotated as chromosome 10 C14orf105 homolog. The transcript has 6 exons. NCBI's taxonomy places the organism in Eukaryota, Metazoa, Chordata, Mammalia, Artiodactyla, Bovidae. The record is from RefSeq and is a predicted model, not a curated record. Bases 154 to 1038 code for a protein of 294 amino acids.